AUGACAACAGAUACCUCCCCGCCCGCUUUCCAGGUGGUAAACACCAUCGACCUCGUCUCUACCAGGGACAGCAAGAUCAUCAGCGUCAGCGUCUACUCGGGACGUGCUGAAAUUACGCGGUUGUUCAAAUUCAACGUGAAGACUGGCCAGAACCAGCUGAACAUUGUUGGGCUUCCACGAGUUUUGGACAAGGAAUCUUUUCGCGUCGAGGGCAGAGGUGCAGCUACCAUUCACGAUGUUACCAUCUCCAGCAUUACCUCCCCACCCGUCCCAACGACUUCUCCAGCCCUCGACUCAUUGCUCGCUAAGAAAAAGCAGGACGAGAAGGCCCUUGCGCGUGUUCAGAAGUCUUUAAACUCUCUUGAGACGUACCUCAAGUCCGUGAAGGCUCAGCAUCUCGACGUUUCCAAGCUGCAGGAGGUGGUCCGAGAGUAUGACACGACCGCUGGCGAACUCGACGACAAGGUCACAGAGCUGGAGAAGCAGUUGGAGGAAGCAGACGAGGCCAUCACUGAAGAGAGGAAGAGGCUCGCAGGGCCGACUGGGAACGAAAAGCUAAACUUGAAGGCGACGAUUGGGGUCUUUGCAGACUUCGAGGGGGAGAUCAAGAUUGCACUUAUCUAUGCUGUAUCUCGUGCAACAUGGAGCGCUGGGUACGACAUUCGUGUCGACAUGCAGGCCAAGGAGAAGCCCAUUUCCCUCAUCUACAAAGCCUCCAUCAACCAAAGCACCGGCGAAGAUUGGGACGACGUUCCUCUGACACUCGAAAGCGCAGCACCUACGUUCGGCGUCGGUGUUCCAGUCCUCACGCCAUGGACAUUAUCGGUCUAUUGCCCAGAAAUAUACUUCAAGAAGAGAGCACUACCCACUGCGCCUAUGCCUAUGAUGAGCGCACCACCUCCACCCCCGCCAGGACCUGCCUCAGCGUUCAUUUCCCCGCAGAUCCCCACCUCCUGGAGCAUGGAAACCGAAAUUCAAUAUCGAGGACUGCAGGUAUCUUCCAAAGGCAAUGUCAGCGCCACGUUCGGUGUUCCAGGGCUGAUCAGCAUCCCAAGCGACGGCGAGGGUCAUAACGUAACCAUUGUGAAGCUGUCGUUGGAUGCCGACAUGAGCUGGGUGUGCGUACCGAAGAAGGACAGCAGAGUUCAUUUGAAGGCGAAGAUCAAGAACGCGUCCGAGUACACACUCCUCGCGGGAAAUGCGAGCGUUUAUGUUGAUGGUAGCUUUAUUUCCAAGUCGGAGGUGCCUCUCGUUAGCCCAGACGAAAGCUUCGACUUGCCCCUCGGACUGGACCCGUCAAUCAGAAUGACCUACCACCCGCUCAGCAAGAAGACCUCGCAAUCCGGGUUUUACAACAAGUCGACCGUGUAUACCUACUCUCAGCGUAUCACCGUGCACAAUACAAAGUCCUCGCCCCCUGGGGGCGGCACUGAUGCUCUAAAAAUCAAAGUCAUCGACCAGGUACCCGUCUCGCAGGACUCAACCAUCAACGUCAAGCUCGUCCAGCCCUCUUUGGUCCUUCCCAACGCAGAAAGUACUGGCACGGUCAGCAGCGCAGCAGGUCCGGGCGAGAAGGCCAAACUUCCGCCUCCUGUCAAGGUGUCCUCUGGGGUAGUCGCUACGUGGGACGGCGCAGAUGAAGUGAGCCUCGGGCAAGGACAGGAGGAUGUGGACGUGGAGGCGUUGGGCAGGGAAGGGCGGCUCUGUUGGAUUUGCUCGAUCGCUCCUCAGGGUAAAGUUGAUCUGGUGCUUCAGUGGGAGGUUUCAGCGCCGUUGAGGACUGAUAUCACUGGCCUGUAG
Molecule: messenger RNA, 1800 nt
Organism: Cyclocybe aegerita
Lineage: Eukaryota; Fungi; Basidiomycota; Agaricomycetes; Agaricales; Hemipholiotaceae
Source: the annotation of a GenBank genome assembly